AUGUGGUCAAGCAGAAAUGAAAAUGUCUGGAAAGGGGUUGCGUAUAACUCGGCCAUGAUGGUGCAGUGGGCUCUUGAUUUUCUGGAAGGGUGGCGUUGUGCGAAUGAGGUUGCAGUAGUGUCUGGGGUGUCGCUGAACGUCGAGCAGUGGAGGAAACCGCAAGCUGGCAGAAUUAAGUUGAAUACCGAUGCUUCCGUGCGGCAAGGCAAGAGCCGGAUGGGGUUGGGUUGGGUACUACGUGAUGACCGUGGGAGGUUCAUGGCGGCGAAGAACGUGCUUGCAACUGGGAAUUACUUGGUCAAGGAAGUUGAGGCCUUGUGCGUUUGGGAAGCCCUAAGUUGGCUCAAGGUAGAAAAUGUAAAGGAUUUAGCAUCCGAGAUUGGGGAUGUCGAAUUCAAUUUUGUUAAGCGAUCUGCGAAUUGUGCCGCCCACUAUGUUGCUAGGGAGGCCUUUUCUAUGUCAGGUUGCGGGGAGUGGCUGGACUCCCCUCCAUCUUUUCUUGUGAACGUUCUCCAUUCUGAUUCAAUGAAUUAA
Molecule: messenger RNA, 534 nt
Organism: Ipomoea nil (Japanese morning glory)
Lineage: Eukaryota; Viridiplantae; Streptophyta; Magnoliopsida; Solanales; Convolvulaceae
Exons: 2
Coding region: 1-534 (177 amino acids)
Molecular function (GO): nucleic acid binding; RNA-DNA hybrid ribonuclease activity
Source: RefSeq, a predicted model, not a curated record